Messenger RNA from Ambispora leptoticha, 142 nucleotides. NCBI's taxonomy places the organism in Eukaryota, Fungi, Glomeromycota, Glomeromycetes, Archaeosporales, Ambisporaceae. The record is from the annotation of a GenBank genome assembly.
AAUUUAUUUUACUACCGCGAAUGACCCAGAUGACCCACCUGUGGGUGACCAGUUGUGGGAUUUCUUUUACCACCCGGGUGACCCAGGUGACCCACCCGCGGGUGACCCGGGUUGGGAUUUUUGUGACGGGUCAGAACACUAG